Molecule: messenger RNA, 5090 nt
Organism: Gryllus bimaculatus (two-spotted cricket)
Lineage: Eukaryota; Metazoa; Arthropoda; Insecta; Orthoptera; Gryllidae
Source: the annotation of a GenBank genome assembly
UUAUACACCGCGGUUGCCUGUCUUACCGUAGUAUAACUUCGAUGUAAGAGAAUAUUUUUUACACCAUGGGUACAAUGGUGUAGGUGAAGAAUCAUUAUUUUAACACUCUCGGUAGCUCUUGGAGCAUCGUUCAGUGUACGACGGUCGUUCAACGACCUAUCAGUUGUUCGAUUUUUGGUGACAGCAGUAGCAGUACAGUGCGCAAUCUUGCGAUUUUAGGUUAUGUGAAAGAAAAUUUUGACCCAAUUAAAAGAAAAAAUAAUCGCGAAAUUUGCCUCCAAUAAUUUGUGCUUUUAGCAAUGCGAUGGAGUAGAACAUGCAAGUUCUUUGUUGAAGAAAUUUCGAUGCCAAAAUGUCAUCACCUUCUUUGCUGUACACUGUGUUCUACGUUUUGAUUGCUGUCUGUUUUGUAUUUCCUAGCAGUGAGUUCGUAUCAGCGGGAUUUACAAUUCAAAAUCUGUUUGAAAAUGCCCUUGGAAGUGAACAUGAAAAUUUUAUUCUUUAUCAUAUUCGCAGAACAGUUGUAACAAUACUAAUUCACUCCCUCCUUCCUUUUGGAUAUCUUUUUGGCCUGUGCUUCCUUGGAUUUGCAGAUCCUUGGUCAAUAUUCAGCAAUGCAGGGUACUUGUGGACUUUAUUUGUAAUUGUUUCAAUCGUUAUUCCUGUAGUAACUCUCAUUGCAAUGUAUUUGUGGUGGAAAGAAAAUUGGAGAAGACAUCCUAUUGUGAAAACUCUUAAAUUGUAUGCAAAUGGUAAUGACAGUUGGGAAGUAGUUGCUUCAGAUAUAAACAUUGAGUUUAGAAGAAUAGAUAAAUUUUGUGUGAAUACUAAUUCUGUAGUCAAAGUUAUUGCAACUGAUAACUGGGUUUUGAAGGUUUCUCCAUACACUGUUCAGUGCGCUCACCAAAGUGAUUCAGCAUUAGUGCUCAUCAGCAGUGACACUCAUCAUUUGACACCAUCAGGACCAGGCACUGUACAGUACCUGAAUAUUGAAGUGAAACCAACUAGAGCUGGUGUUAAAGGAUUUACAAUAAGAUUAGACGCUUUGGACUUCCGGGACCUACAGGAUAAACUGAGUCGACCCAUUGUAGUCUUGCAAAAUGUGACGUUUCACCGUACAGUCAUUGACCGGUUUUUAGAAGCCUUUCGAGAACAAGUUGCAGAUAAUCCUGUUUAUCGAACUAAUGAGGAGCUGGAGCCUUGCAUCGGCUGUAUGCAGUGUACAGCUAAUGUUAAACUCCUCCGUACCUGUGGAGAAACAGUACUUGGAGAAGAGCCAUGCACAAAUUGUUAUUGUCGGCCUAUGUGGUGUGUUGAUUGUAUGGGCAAGUUUGCAUCCCGUCAAGAUCCUCAGCGAACAGAAACAUGGAUGUCAAUGAAAUGUACUUGUCCUUUAUGCCGUAGCCGAUUCUGUGUCUUGGACAUCUGUUUUAUUGAAUCUCAGUGAAGUGCCUUUACAAAUAGUGUUUUAUUAGAAUAAAAACAUACUUUGAAAGUCAGUGAUGAUGUAAAUUCUGUACAGUAAAGAAGUUUGCUACUUAAUUUACAAGGAAAACAUCUGAGCUUUCUUUCUUUCAUUUUUCUGCCUUCUUUUGAAGGCUUAAUGUUUUAUUUAAAAUUUAUAUAUACAAUUGUAAGUAAUACUUUUGAGUAUUACAAUGUCCUAAAUGCAAGGUAAAUGUUUAGCAAUUGCGAACAUUUAAAUGAACUUCUUAUUAAAUUAGAGCUGUGCUUUGUUUAAAAAAAAACAACAAUUUAUUGUACUCUUUUAGAAUUCAAAAGCUGAUAUACUCCAUAAAAUGUUUGACACUUCUGAGGAGGUUAAAUGCUUCUUGUUAGGAAAUGUUCAUCUGCUCUUUCAAUUAACCAGAUCCGAUUGCUUGCAAACUUUCAGAUUACAAAUUAACAUUGAAAGAGCUUUGGUAAAAGGAAUGAUGCAUAACACUUUCUUUUAAUGAUUCAUGAUACUGAUUACUUUCAGUGAAUGUUUUGAUGUGUAUUGUAAAAACCUGAAGUGCUUUUUUCAUACAUUUUUAUUUGUUUUUAAAUGGAAUUUACUAUGUGAUAAAUUAUUUAUUAGUCCAAAUGUUUUUGAUUAUCCUUCUCAGUAAGAUCCAUCACAGUGGAUUCACACAUAUCUUUUCAAUUCUAAUUUUGUAACAUGCUGCCAUACAGAAGAGAUCUAAUGUGUUAAGUAGUUGUCUUCAAACUGUAGUCCACUGAAAAUUCAUAAGAAACACUAUGAUGUCCACCAGACCCGAAUUUUGAGCAGUAAAUGUAUCAAGGAAUUAAAAAACAUUAUCAUUAUCAUCAUAUACUGCAUGAAGAAAGGUCUUAGACCUGUUCCUGGUUAUUCAGUAGAUCUGAAAAACAUGUUAUUCAGCUCCCAUGUGUUCCUGCAUGAUCCAUUUUAUUUCUAUUUCUCUGCCCCAUUGGUUUGUAUUUUAGAACAACCUUUUAGAAUUUUCUUUCUUGUGCUCUUUUAAUUCUCUCUUCUCUUCUGAUCUUUUAUCUUUCUCUGUUAUAUUUGUUAAUUUAAGGGUUUUUUCCUGAUGAGUUCGUUUCUUUGUUGGUCAGUUUAGUAUAGGAAUGUUCAACUUAUAAGACCUCAAGGGCCAAACUAAAACCUUUAAUAUGGUUGCAGGCCAUAUUUUUAUUACUCAAGCAAUCAACCCAUUAUUUCCCCGAAUUGUUAAUCUUGGCAGUUUGCUUGGCUGUUCUGAAAAUGGGGGUGGGGGUGGAACUGUAUGUAAUAUCAAUCCGUAGCAUGCAUAAUGCAGUGAAACACAUUGGGAUGAUUUUGAAUUUCUGAAUUUACUAGAAAAAUCCUUAAAUCUAAACCUAACCUAUUUUUUCAUUAAGGAGAUGUUAACCCUGGUAACAUGUCGGCGAACAAUUUUCUUGCAAAACAUUGAUGAAAGGGACUCCUCGUUUUAUCUUUCGCUUGUCACCAGUCGGACAAUCCUGGUGUAACUAAGGGGAUAUCUAAGCAAUCUCAUUUGAGCUGCUUCCAGACUUUGAUUAUUCUUCUGUUUCAGAAUCCAGAUUUCUGAGCUUUGUAAAAGCAUUGGCCUGACUGUGAUAAUCUAGAUUCUUAAUUUGGUUUUCUGUGUUUCAUUUAAAAUGUAUUUCUAUUGUAUUGCAACCACCGACUUCUGGACCCAGUUCUAUUGCCAGUUGCAACUGCUGCCUUUUGAACCCUGGGUUGGGUCGGGGGGUACCAGGAAAGGCAUAGGCAGGCUGGGCAAUCGCCCAGGACCCCGUAAGUCAAGGAAGAGGAAAACAAGUUUAAAAAGAAAAUAGAACUUGAGAAAAUCUAUAUCGUAAUUUUAUAAGUCAUGGUACAGUAGUUUUAUAUUUCAUAAAAUUUUCAAUUAUUUUUUUACCUUAAAUGGUAAAUUAUAGUUAUCUCUUAUAAGGAAGGCUUUCACAUUUGUAAUUUUUUUUGCAUGCGCGGGUGCAGGGGGUGAGACGUUUUAGCAUUGGCACUGUUGUCUAGGGAAAUGUAGGGGGGUUUACCUGGCUUCGAAAUGAUAUCAUGGGAUGUGAUGAGAGCACAUUUAUUUAUCGCAAUAGUUUGUUGCCCGCAAUGGGUGCAGACACCACUAGUUAACGUAGUCUGGAGGAGCUACAGAGGUCAAUGCCCUUUACAGCUGGGCAGCACCCUUGCGCUCGGUGGGAUGCUUGUCGGCACUGGCGCCCCCGACUGCACACUGCUGCCACCGCCUGCACUCACUGUUCAAUACAUUACUUAUGCAUUGUUGUUCCUGGUAUAUUAGUUCAUGCAGCUCGCCCCACAUCAUUACGCGAUGUCUCGAACUCUCAAAAGUGUCUAUCACUAGGAGCUAUUUUCACCUCACGUAUAUGGUCCCGAGUCUAAAACGUUCUCCCUCACGUCUGGCCCCUCCAAACCUCUAACACCUUCUCGUCCUACUCCUCCGAUUCUGAAAACUACUAACACUUUCGGCCGUGCCUCUAGCUCCUCCGAGCGUCUGAAACCUCCACUCUUCAGAGCCUUUAAAACCUCCUGCACUCCCUACUCCUCUGAGAGUCUGAAUAUCUCCAAAAAACCAACUGCUACACGUCCAGCCCUUUGAGCAUCUGAAACCUUCUGCCGUGCUUCUGUCUGUUCAUCUCUCCGAUAUUCACAUGCACUAUUCUCCCUCACCGCACAACACUCGUUGUUCUGUCUCUUCAGUGUGAUUGGUCCUCGUCUCGUAGAGUUGGUAUUAAUUGUCGAUGUAGUUACAUACAAGGUGAAUCCUGGAAAUUGGCUGGUGGAUUGCCCAGAAUAUUUUGCGUCAUACACGCCUCUUCCCACUGACGGAUCCAGGGGGGGGGGAUGCCCCUACCCCCAAAAACGCUUAGAGUUUUCGGUUACCUUCCUUUAUUUGGCAAAAUUGAUUUAAAUAUUUGUUAAUGUUUGAAUUAUGUAAUUAUUUAUCUACAGUACGUAAUAUAAAAUAGAGUGACAAAUAUGUUUAUUAUUUAACAAAAAUCUACAAUGGCCCUCUCCAAAAUGAUUAUCUGUAUCCGCUCCUGCCUCUUCCUGUACUUUCUCCUUUCAUUUGUCAUAUCCUGCAGGGGAAUUCACAGAUUCAUCUGUCAAUGUCAAUUAUGGGGAGUCCCCCCUGGAUUGAUCUAUGUCGCUGGCAGAGAAGUCCCUGGGGAUUUGUCAAAAUGGUAUGAAGGACUGUGCUCAAAGCUUGUGUGAUCAGCCGAAUGACAUGUUAGUGUGUCAAUAUUUUGUGUUGCAAGUCUUGAGAAAGUUGUGUAAUAUUGUUGCCUAAAUAUUGAUAUGUUGAUUCUGGUCUUAAAAUUUGCUUCACUGAUAAACUUCACGUCUCUUAGCUUCUUUCUUUGGAAGGCCAUUGCUUUGGUUUUCAUCAUGGCAAUUUUCAUGUUGUAAGUCUUUGCUAUUUUUUAAAUUCAUGACCUGUAGUUUCGUAUUUCCAGUUCUAUAUCUGACAAUGUUAUUUGAUCAAUAACUACAUACUCAACAACAUAAAUGCACUAUUAGUAUUAAUGCAGUGGCGGCUCCUUGUGGUAGGCAAGGCAGGCCUUGCCUACCCUGAUGAAUAUGUACUGGU